AUGUCCCCGUUCCUUUUCCUGAUCGUCGCCGAAGGUCUGAACUCGCUCAUCGAAAAAGCUACAGAAAAACACCUCGUUUGUCCAGCAAGAUUGGGAAGGGACAAAAUUCCGAUCUCUCAUCUGCAAUACGUAGAUGAUACAAUUUUCAUUCUCGAUGAAGAUGAGAGAAAUGCGACGGUUAUCAAGAAUCUGCUCUUGCUUUUCCAGUUCUUGUCGGGGUUGGCGGUUAACUUCGACAAGAGUAGCAUCAUGGGGAUUUCGGUGAACGAAGAAAAAGUGUUGAGAUGGGCAAAUAUUCUUAAAUGCAAGGUGGGUGCUUUCCCUUGCAACUACCUUGGAAUUAAGAUUGGAGGUCGAUGUAAUAGCAUUGAAGAUUGGAAUUUUCUGGUAGACAAAGUUGAAAAGAAAAUCAAAGGAUGGAAGAGUAGAACUUUGUCGCUUGCAGGACGAAUUACCUUGAUCAAAUCGAUUUUGCAAGCCAUACCGGUGUUUCAACUGUCUUUCUCCUUUAUCCCAAAAGCUGUGCUUAGCAGGAUUGACUCUAUUUGCUGUAACUUCCUGUGGGGGGAAAUGGGGAGUCGAGUCACAUUGCGUGGGUCAAAUGGAGGGUCCUUUAUGAGCUGGGGGGAAGAGGGAGAAUGUAGGCUGGAGAAUAGGGGCAGUAGGAAGGGGUGGUGGUCGAGAAUUGUCGAGAAGGGGGGAGGUGGAGGAGAGAUGGUUUUCGAGUAA
Molecule: messenger RNA, 729 nt
Organism: Salvia miltiorrhiza (redroot sage)
Lineage: Eukaryota; Viridiplantae; Streptophyta; Magnoliopsida; Lamiales; Lamiaceae
Exons: 2
Coding region: 1-729 (242 amino acids)
Source: RefSeq, a predicted model, not a curated record